GACGUUGCUGCUCAGGCUUCAAGAUGGCGGAAGCCCUGACGACUCAAGAGGAGGUGGCGGUGGAGGAGUUCCUGGCUGAGCUGAGGUGUCGGGAACAGUCUCACAAUGCAGAUCUUGUCAGUCAGAUGACAGCGGUUAAGUUUCUUAUGGCACGCAAGUUUGACGUUGCUAGAGCCAUAGACCUCUUCCAGGCUUACAAGAACACCAGAAUAAAGGAGGGCAUUUACAAUAUUAACCCAAAUGAGGAAUCUUUAAGGAGUGAGUUACUAAGUGGGAAAUUUACAGUUCUGCCCGGCCGUGAUGAAAACGGUGCAGCUUUGGCACUCUUUACAGCGCGUCUUCAUCAGCCAGAAGUCACUACACAUAAGGCUGUUCUUCAGGCCAUUAUUUAUCAGCUGGAUAAAGCAAUUGAAAGUGUUGAGACGCAGAGAGAUGGGCUCAUUUUCAUCUAUGAUAUGACUAACUCCACAUACGGCAACUUUGACUAUGAGCUUUGUGUCAAGAUUUUGAAUCUGCUUAAAGGGGCUUUCCCUGCUCGUUUAAAAUGUGUCUUCAUUGUGUCAUCUCCGCUGUGGUUCAGAGCGCCGUUUGCGGUACUACGUUUGUUUGUGAGAGAGAAACUGAGAGAGAGGGUGUGCACUGUAAAAGCACACGAACUGGUUAAUCACAUCCCUGUCAGCUCCUUACCAGAACAUUUGGGUGGCUUGUCACAGUAUAGCCACAUUGCCUGGAUCCAGUCCUGCGUCAACAACUCCAGUAACUCUCCCAAUGUUACUGAAGAUUGCUUGGGCAGCCUCCUCCACUCCUACUUCAUGGAGCAUGGCCAGAACACCACCACUGACCCCUUAACUGCCAACACUUCAGCCCACACAGGGGCGACUCUUUUGGGAGAUGGAGUGAACUUCAACUGCCCCAUUCUCGAUGAUGGUAAUGCCAACGUGCAGAACCACAGGAAAGCUGGGCAUGCACAUUGGAAUGGCGCUGUUCUGCCAGGUUCAGGGGGCAUCACAGGGUCGAAUUCUAAUGUUGUCAAUGGCCGUGGUCGCCAGCCACCUCCACAGUCAGACACACCCCCAGACACACCCUUGCAUCAAAAACACAUUGGUGCUUUAGUAACGGGAGUAGGGGCAGCUAUGGGCAUAGAUGGAGCCAUGCCAUCUGUGGAUGAGACGAGGCAGGAUGGCAAUGGUGCUGAAGACAGCCAACAUGAUGUGGAGUUUCUGGAAGAGGAUGUGGAUGAAGGAGAUGGUGUUCCACCCCUCCCACUUAAAUCAAGGCCUCUGCCCCUCCAUCAUAGCCCCGUCCCCGAUAUGAGCUGGUUACCGGGAACAACUGCGGAAAUUACAGCAUUGUCCGUGCAUAUAGCUGAGCCAGGUGGAAUGAACGUGCAAGAUCUGGUGCAGCAUGUGAAACGCAAAAUGAAGAAAGGCAUUUACCAGGAGUACGAGGAGAUCCGCAAAGAACCUCCUGCUGGAACCUUUGACUACUCAAAGAAAUCUUCUAACCAGAUAAAGAAUCGCUACAGUGAUGUCCUUUGCCUAGACCAAUCACGCGUUCGACUCUGUCCACUCGAUGAGGAUGACGAGACGUGUGACUACAUCAAUGCAAGUUUCAUGGAUGGUUACAAAAGGAGUAAUGCUUACAUUGCUACUCAGGGGCCUCUGCCAAAAACUUUUGCCGACUUUUGGCGAAUGGUGUGGGAGCAGAUGGUUUUAGUCAUCGUUAUGACUACAAGAGUUGUAGAGCGAGGCAGAGUGAAAUGCGGACAGUACUGGCCUUUAGAGGCUGGCCUCACUGAGGAUUAUGGGCAAUUUUUGGUGAGGAAUAUCGGUAUUGAGAUGUUUCAGGAUUUUAAGCUAUCACACCUGGAGCUCUGCAACAUUCAGACAAGAGAAUGUAGAGAAGUGUCUCAUUAUCUCUACAUGAGCUGGCCAGAUUUUGGUGUACCGAAGUCAGCGUCGGCCAUGUUGGAUUUCCGGGCACAAGUGAAGCAGAGACAAGAGUCUUUAUUACGAACAAUGUAUCCUGAUUGGACAGGACCCCCAGGAGGCCCUCCAGUGGUGGUACACUGCAGUGCAGGCAUUGGUCGAACAGGCACGUUCUGUACUUUAGACAUUUGCCUUUCUCGUCUGGAGGAUAUCAGGACAGUGGACAUUAAGCAGACGGUGCGUCGGAUGCGGACGCAACGUGCCUUCAGCAUCCAGACAUGGGACCAGUACUACUUCUGCUACAAAGCAGUGAUCGAGUACGCCCAACAGAGCGGCCUACUGCAGCCUGUCGAGUGGUCCGACACAGAGCUGGAGACAGACAGUGAGUGAAUAAGAACACAAUUCGGUCAUGGGGGAAAGAGGUACAGAAGAAAAACCCUCUCCUGGCCACAGGUAGACACCUCCAGCACCUCCAUGUUUGUUCUUUUCUGGUGAGGAAGAUGAGAAAAAGAAUGGAGGAGCGGUGGAAUGUUUUGUCCUGCCACUUUUCAAGCCCUUUUUAAUCUGAUCUGGAUGAGAUCAGAGACUGUGGCUUGGUGUAGCAUUUUUUUUUAUAGAAAUACUGACUUGCACAUGUGGAUUGACAAACUUGAACUAUCCAGUUUAUCGUGUUACCUGAUCUUUUUUUAUUACUUGCUCAAAGUGUUGUCUAAAUUCAGUAUCUCUCAACAUAGUUACAUUCACACUUUUUGUGAAAAACGUAAAACUUGAAUUAUUUUUUCCUCUUCCGUCACAUUAAAAUGGCAAAAUAUGUAUGUCUGAACAGGUUCCAACCAUUUGCUUUCCUGUGUGUGUGUGUGUGUGUGUGUGUGUGUGUGUGUGUGUGUGUGUGUGUGUGUGUGUGUGUGUGUGUGUGUGUGUGUGUGUGUGUUUCAUGGUUAAACUAAUCUUCAAGCCAAAGGAAUGGUGUUGAAUGCUUGGAUGUAUCCAUAAUGAUCGUUGUGACUUAAACCCUUGUAUAUCUUGUAACAUACAUUUAUAUAUUGUGCAUAACCUUUGAAAAAGCCUUGUUUUAAUAUAAUACUCUUAACUUUGUUCAGAAGUAUGUGUAUCGAUAUAUACAUUUAUAUUAAAGAAUAUAUGAAUAAGUAUAUGUUGGGUUAGAACAAUAUGAAAAGUGGAUGAGGAAGAAAAACCUAUGCUAUAUUUGGUAUAUCUUGUUGACUGUUCCGGUCCUUCAGUUUUGAUUUCAAUCUGUCCUCUAAUUGUAGUCCAUGAUUGUCAGUCAAUUAGCCUUAAUGCAGAGCUUCCGUUCACAGUGCAUCUCAUAGCAGACACUAGAAAAACCCAGUGGUAUACUAAAUAUUGUGGAUGAAAAGACUGCAUCAUAAUCUGGACUUGGAGAAUAGUUUGAUGUCAACAAUCUGAGAUUCUCUAUGAAUGCUGGCCCUUAACCUUCAAUCACUGCCUUUCUCCCUCUGAAGUAUGAACACCUGAUCUUCUCUUUUUUUUUCCUCUCUCUUUCUCUCUCUCUUUUCACUAUGAGCCUGUCCCAAGUUAAAGUAUCUUGAUCUGCACGGACACGUAUUCUUUUCCCACCUUUACCUAAGUGUAAACACCAAAGUGUUCUGUGCUGACAAGUAAUUGUUACUUGUGAUUUGUGACAUUACUGAUGGCUUGUCAAGAGUGACUUGGGGUCUCGUGUGUGGAGUUCUGAGGUCUUUAAAAGCCUCAGUUUUGUGCCUUCUAGCUUUCCACAGCCCAAUGUGUAGUUUCAGACAAGGAGCUGAACAACUGUUCUUGCAUACAUGUAGGGAUUUUUUUAUUAUUAUUUUUUUAAUCUCAGGGGUACACUUGGUGUUUUCCUCAUCUCAAAACAGUUUUCUCUGCAUUUGCCUCUGGUAAUAAUCAUUAAAAACAAAAAAAAAAACAUAUUUUUGAAUUUUAUACAGCAUCCUAUAUUAUAUUCUGUUUUAUGUAUGUCUUUGUUGAACUUCAGCAGUAUUGAUAUUUGAAUGUUGGUACGAAAAAAAAAAUAUGAACGGACAGACUGUUUUAAACCGAUAAGCUAAAGAAAUCAAACAGCAAAAUAAAAAAGACAUGUUUUUUUUUUUUUUUCUUCUUUAGUUCAGUAUGGAAUUUUGUUACUCAGCAUUUUGUUGUGGGAGGUAAAUCCAUUAUUUUUCCAGAUGCCUGUAGCAGACCCUUUUGCAUACUCUGUGGACUGUUAAAGAGCCAAGGAUAACUGCAGCCAAAAGAAUGAAAUGGAUUGUCAUGGCUGCCACUAACAUUUUUUAACUUUUGCCAAUCAACAGCAACCCCCCACCCCCUCAAAAAAAAAUUAAAAAAAAAUACAAUAAAAAUAAGAACACAUAAGAUAUGAACUUGAAUGUUAUGAAAAGAUAAAUCAAUUCACAUUUUGGGAGAACUCUGGAAUGCUUUCUCCUUGAAUAUCUAUGCUUGUAUGAUGAUAGUGUAUGCGUGAAAGUCCCACUCACCUAAUGUUUACUUGUUGAAUGACUUAUCACAUGCAAGAUAGGGCUCAGUGUGCAGAACAUGCUUGACUGUUUUCUACUGCUGAUUCCUGAUUCAGUGAGACUUGGUUCUGACUUAUUAAAGGCAGUUGGGAAUGCAAUCUGUGUUCUUACUCAUGUUUUCUUUUGGUGUCCGAAGUUCUGUGAUUUGAGUAUUGGCCUUUUUACCUGACAUCUGCAGAAGUGUCGUAGUAAAAAUGAAUAUUAUUCUGAAACUAUGUCUGUGUGAUGAAUGAAUGAGUCAAGUUGACU
Xyrauchen texanus (razorback sucker) is the source of this 4714-nucleotide messenger RNA. RefSeq names its product protein tyrosine phosphatase non-receptor type 9b (gene ptpn9b). Gene Ontology annotation, molecular function: protein tyrosine phosphatase activity. The record is from RefSeq and is a predicted model, not a curated record. The transcript has 13 exons. Gene Ontology annotation, biological process: protein dephosphorylation. NCBI's taxonomy places the organism in Eukaryota, Metazoa, Chordata, Actinopteri, Cypriniformes, Catostomidae. The coding region runs from base 24 to 2318 and encodes 764 amino acids.